Messenger RNA from Raphanus sativus (radish), 1122 nucleotides. RefSeq names its product F-box/kelch-repeat protein At4g39560-like. The record is from RefSeq and is a predicted model, not a curated record. Lineage: Eukaryota; Viridiplantae; Streptophyta; Magnoliopsida; Brassicales; Brassicaceae. Gene Ontology annotation, molecular function: protein binding. The transcript has a single exon. Bases 1 to 1122 code for a protein of 373 amino acids.
AUGAAAGGAAGAAGUGCGAUUCGGGGAUGUAGUGGGAAGAAGAAGAAGGUGAGUGGGUUAAUGUCGCUGCCAGAUGAUGUGUUUGUGGACUGCCUGGCUCAGUUGUCGCGAUUGGACCUCGUGGCCUUAUCAAUGGUCUCCAGGAGACACCGGUAUCUCGCAGGGUCCCGUAAACUCUGGUCCAUGAGGUAUCGGAUGGAUAGGGUGGAGCCAUAUGUGUAUGUAUUUAUGCACAUGUAUCCAGAUCCAAACCCACGGUGGUUCGUCUUCCACCCCGUGCAACGUCGGCUGAAACGGAUCCAUCCGAGCUUGUGUCCUGCUGCUCCACUAGAAGGAUCCUGUUUCGUGAGGACGGAAUCGGGGAUCUAUACUAUCGGUGGACUCGUGGACGGCAAACCCACAUCGGAAGUCACGUUUUUGGAUUGUAUCGAUCACACAGUGCACCGAGUUGCGCCCAUGAAGAUGGCUCGAAGCGGAGCAUCGGCAUGCUUCAUAGAGGACGGGGAGAAUAAAAAGAUAUAUGUGUUUGGAGGGUGCUGGGAUGCUGCUGAUUCCUCCUCAAACUGGGUAGAGGUAUAUGAUAUCGAUACGGAAACUUGGGAGUUGUUGUCUGUGUCUAUCCCCAAGAUGCCCCUCAAAAUCAAAGAAAUUAUGGUGAUCGAUGAGAAGCAUGUCUACACGGUUGAUGAGGAUGGUGAAAUCUUCUUUUUCUUAACUAGUGAAUGUAAGUUUUGGACAGCCGGAGAAAAAGAAUCUGACCCGGAAAAUAAAAACGAUUGGCGUUUGUUUGAUCAGACAUUUUUCUGCCGUGGUGUCGGCGGGAGAAUACUGUGGCGUUCUCUAUCUUACUUGGAUUGGAAGGAAGUCAAAGGUUUGGAAGAGCUGCAGCAGAAACACAUCAUCACAAUCUGCGGCUUCUCUGUUGAGAGGAUGGCCAUCUUCUGGUCCCAAGGUCCUGCUUAUCAGACUUUGGAGCUUUGCUUUGCUGAGAUUUCCCUCAAUGUACGCUGGGAAGGUGAGGAAUUGGAGGUUUGGGGGAACAUUGAGUGGUCCGGUGCUGUCUUCUCAGACUCAUCAUGUACUGCCUUUAACUUAUUAUAUGCUCAUUCUCUCUAUGUCUGA